Messenger RNA from Paramecium primaurelia, 309 nucleotides. NCBI's taxonomy places the organism in Eukaryota, Ciliophora, Oligohymenophorea, Peniculida, Parameciidae. The record is from the annotation of a GenBank genome assembly.
AUGUUAUUCAACAUAGUUUCUGGAGAGUUAGAGAAAUUAUAUGAAAAAGAGAACCCAACUUAUGAUGAGAUCAUACGAUUUAUUAGAGAUCAAAUGAACAUUAUUAACCCUUUAUUAACUUAUAUAGAUGAUGAUGGGAAAUCUUAUUAUGUUAAUUGUACAAAUGACAUUAAUGAAAUAAAAAAGAAAUUAUCUAUAAUUAAGAAAGUGAAUUUGUAUAUAACAUUAUAAUCUUGGACUUGUGGAUUUUGUACAUAUGAAGAGAAUACAGAUGAGAAAUGUGAAGUUUGUGGAUAAAUGAGAAAAUGA